CAAUGACAUCAUGGGUAACUGAGUAACCGACGUCCUUUGCUUCCUAGAUCUAACUCACUUUCCCUACCUUCUUUCCUUAUUGAAAACAAAAAUCCAGUUAUUCUCUUCUUCAAUUUAUUUUUAAUUAAAAAAAAAAAAAAACCAACAACCAGAGAGCUCUAACCAAGCUCGAAUCUCUCUGUUAUCUCUGUGAGACGAAAGCAGUUAAUCUGAGGAAGAAGAACCCAAACGCAAAGAAGUGAAGAUGAAUAUAUUCAGAUUAUCUGGUGAUAUGACCCAUUUGGCCAGCGUCCUCGUCUUGCUCCUCAAGAUCCACACCAUCAAAUCUUGCGCUGGUAUUUCUUUGAAGACACAAGAACUCUAUGCCCUAGUUUUUGCUACCCGCUACUUGGAUAUUUUUACGGACUAUAUAUCUUUUUAUAAUACCAUCAUGAAGUUAAUAUUCUUGGGGAGCUCAUUUUCAAUUGUUUGGUACAUGAGGCGCCACAAAAUUGUUCGUAGGUCCUAUGAUAAAGACCAAGAUACCUUCCGCCAUUAUUUCCUUGUACUGCCUUGCUUAUUCUUUGCACUAGUUAUCAAUGAGAAGUUCACCUUUAAGGAGGUCAUGUGGACAUUUUCUUUAUAUUUAGAAGCCGUGGCCAUACUUCCUCAGCUCAUACUGUUACAAAGAACUAGAAAUAUUGACAACUUGACAGGGCAAUAUGUAUUUCUUCUUGGUGCUUACCGAGCAUUAUACAUUCUCAACUGGAUUUAUCGCUACUUCACUGAGCCACACUAUGUCCAUUGGAUACCUUGGAUAGCUGGGCUUGUUCAAACGUUGCUUUAUGCUGACUUCUUCUAUUAUUAUUUCCAUAGCUGGAAGAACAACAAAAAGCUUCAAUUGCCAGCUUGAGUACAUCCUCCUCAUUUGUUAGGAACUAAAUUUGUCUUGUAAUGCUUAUGGAUAUGCAAAUGCUUCCAUGCAAAAUGCUUAGAGAUAUGUCAGUUUUUUAACUAAGACAUUUGUCUGGCCUAAAAAGAAGAAAGUAAUAGUGGUUAUUGGUUUUUUGGGGGCAAUAAUUUUAAGUGCAGGUCACCAGCAAACAAUGGACAUCGCCAUAUGGAGGAAUCAAAUUUAAGAUGUCUGAGCUGAUCCUGUAUCUAUAUCAGUUAUUUUACCUGAAUUUUGGUGACCAAAAAAAUAGAAAGAAGAUAAUGUAAUAGACUUCAGUGUUCAGACAAUGCGCUGCUAGUAUGGCUUAAUCACUUGCAUCAAUUUGAUUUCCUAACCUUCUGUUUCUGGGUUA
Messenger RNA from Quercus robur (English oak), 1286 nucleotides. RefSeq names its product ER lumen protein-retaining receptor. The record is from RefSeq and is a predicted model, not a curated record. Gene Ontology annotation, cellular component: membrane; cis-Golgi network; endoplasmic reticulum. The coding region runs from base 245 to 892 and encodes 215 amino acids. Lineage: Eukaryota; Viridiplantae; Streptophyta; Magnoliopsida; Fagales; Fagaceae. Gene Ontology annotation, molecular function: ER lumen protein retrieval receptor activity. Gene Ontology annotation, biological process: protein retention in ER lumen; endoplasmic reticulum to Golgi vesicle-mediated transport. The transcript has 6 exons.